AGUUGACUAACUAGUUCAGCCUUAUCUUCAUCAAACAGAAUUUCAAUACUUCAUGUUGGGAAGGUUAUCGAAUUGAGGUCUGCUAAUAAAUAACAUUUCGUUUUACAAACUAAUUCUAAAAUAAUUUUCGGCAGUAAUGCCGCAACAGUUUUGUUAUUAAUUUCAAAAGCAUUUUUGCACUUCGUGCACUUCGAAGUAUCCAAAAUGAAAAAACAAUUCGCGAGAAUAAAGUUCAAUAGCUUAAAUUUGAUCGGUGUGUUUGCAUUUGUUUUCGGUGUGUGGUUGAAUACGGUGCAAUCGCAGGCUAUAACAAACGAAUGUGGAACAAUCAAUAUUCCCAAAGGGCUAUCAGUAGAAGGGAAUCAAACGAACAAAGGUUUUUGGCCAUUCGCAGUUGCUAUCUACGAAAUUGAAGAACAGAAACUUUUCUGCGGUGGCACUUUAAUUUCAAGAAAGCACGUCCUCACAGCUGCACAUUGUAUCCACGACAAGAGCCGUUCCCUGGUAUAUUUGCCCACUGAUAUUGCUGUACUCCUUGGAGCUUUUGUCCUACUGGCUAAAUCGGACGCUGGUCUGAAAUAUGUUAACAUAACUGAAAUUCUGGUUCAUCCCGACUGGGAAAUGUUUUAUAAAACAAGACCUGAUACGGAUGUAGCAAUUUUAGUGUUAGACAACGACGUGGCAUUGUCUAGUGAUAUUCAAUUAGUUUGCUUACCGUCCGAUGACGAUCCCACUGAAAUUACUACUGGAUUUUUGGUCGGAUGGGAUUUGCUACAACAAACUGCAAGACAUUCAAUCAUUAACGUCUUUAACAGUUCAGACUGUAUCAACGAAAACCUUCCUCUAAGCCCAUUUGUGUUGCCUCGAACUUUCUGUGGUGGAACAGGCCAAGUUUUACCUUCGAAAAAAGUAUCUGGUGGCGGAUUUUUCACUAGUUCUGGUUCGGCAUGGGUACUGCACGGCAUUGCUAUGUCAAUUACAAACGCAACCAUUAACUCGACCGAACAAUCAAUUGUGUCCUUAAUGUACGUGGCACCGUUUAAAAAUUGGAUUGGUAAUGUUGUCAGUCAAUCUGGAGGAGUGAUUGGUGAAGCCAUCAAGGAGAAAGUCAAUUUGGAAUGUGAAUUCCGUCAUUUGUACUACGGAUAUGCUUGUGUUGCCUAUGGUUUAAAUGUACGCAGUAAAAACGUUGUUGUGGACAAGUUGAUUGGGGCUGCGAAAUUAAACAAAAGCAGAGUCGAAUUCAUUCAAUUUCAUAACGGGACGAUGCUGUACUUACUAGAUGGCAUCGGGAAAUUCUUCCCGAAUUUGAAAAGUGUUUUGGUUGGGUAUUCCGACACGGUGUCAUUGAAUACAACCCUCAUGAGGCGAUCCAAUUUUCAACACAUGGAAAAUCUCUUCGAAAUUGUUAUCCACAAAAGUGACAUUGAGACGAUUGCUGUUGAUCUGUUAUGGGACCUUCCACAGUUGGAACGAUUCCAUCUCGAAGGAAAAUUGAAAGAAUUACCAGAGAGAAUAUUCGAGAAAAAUGUUAAGCUGAAGGAAGUGUAUCUGGCGUCGAAUUCUUUGGUAUUUUUACCGCGAAAACUUUUCUGGAAUAAUUUACAUUUGACGUGGGUAAAUUUGGAACACAAUCUGUUAACGUUUAUUGAAGUCGAUUUUAUGAUGUUGCCGAACAUUCAGUACGUAUUUCUAGCCGGUAACAAUUGUGUCAACAGAAAUUUGAAUAAAACAGACGAAGAAAACGAGCUUCAAGAUCUAAACGAAAACGACAAUUCACAACCAGUUACAAGAGUUUUAGAACUUCAACGAUUGAUUUACUCAAAUUGUACAUUCUUCACGUAAUAACACGAAAAAUUGUAAUUUUUCCGCAAAAUAUAAUUUUACGUCCCA
This is a messenger RNA of Bradysia coprophila, 1893 nucleotides long. RefSeq lists its product as uncharacterized. The record is from RefSeq and is a predicted model, not a curated record. Gene Ontology annotation, molecular function: protein binding; serine-type endopeptidase activity. NCBI's taxonomy places the organism in Eukaryota, Metazoa, Arthropoda, Insecta, Diptera, Sciaridae. Gene Ontology annotation, biological process: proteolysis.